Culex pipiens pallens (northern house mosquito) is the source of this 3401-nucleotide messenger RNA. Its product is annotated as nuclear receptor coactivator 6-like. Lineage: Eukaryota; Metazoa; Arthropoda; Insecta; Diptera; Culicidae. The transcript has 3 exons. The record is from RefSeq and is a predicted model, not a curated record. Bases 177 to 1544 code for a protein of 455 amino acids.
ACGUUCCCUUUUUUUGUUUCUUGUUUUAGGUGGAUGCCUCGAAGGCACCAGGUUACCGUGGAACUGCCGUAUCUUCGCCGGUGAGCUCCAAAGCAUCGAGCAACUCGACGACGCCACCUUCCGGAAGUUCGCAUCCUAGUCUGCAGCAGCAGCAGCAGCAACAGCAGUCUCAUCUGAUGGCAGGACCUCCAACGAGCAGCAGUGGCCACAUGCAGCAACAGAUGCAACAACAACAACAACAACACCAGCAGCAGCAGCAGCAAUCUCAGUCCGGUCCGUACCAGUCGCCCAACGAGCAGAACGUCAUCAAACCUCCACAGCAGUCGGGUCCACCGCCGAGUGGGCUAGCCGUACAGCGACCAAUCAUCAACACCUCGUCCCAGAUCCGACCGAUCGGACCGGCCAGCUCCGUAGACUACGGCAGUUUGAUGAACUCGCGCGAUCAUCCACCACCGAUGAUGGGAAGUUCGCGGCCACCACCGUCAAUGUUCGACGCGUUGGCAUCCCAAAAUCAGCACGUACUCAACUUUGGUCCGGAUCCGCUACAGUCGUCCUACCAGAGCCACAUGGGACUGGCCGCGGGAGGCAAUCUGCCUCACAUUUCGCGGUUGAACCCGAAAGCGUCGGCCUUUUCGGCGAUUCCACCCUCGCAGAACCAUCAAUCGGCAGCGCCCGGCAGCAAGCUGUCCUCGUCGAACCAGUUCGGUAACAUGUUCCACCAGAAUCCGCCUCCCGGACCGAUCGGAAAGUACCAGAACCUUCCACCGAACGGAGGCGGCCCCGGAAUGCCACCCUACCGGGGUAGCAACCAGCAGUCGCAUGGCCAUGGACCUCCUCCGGGCGGCAAUCGUGGCGGUGGAAGUGGCAGCAACUGGUUCACCGACUUGGCCCACCUUCAAUCGCGAGACCCGCUCAUGAACAUCGAGAACGGACUCGCGAUGGCCCUCGGCGGGUCGCCCACCAUUUCGCCAAACAACAACAACCAACCCACGACGAACGGUGGCCCUGGGGGACCACCCGGGCAGGACGAUGGCCGCAAGAUUUCCCGUGCGAUCGGUUCCGAACGUGCCAGCUGGAAGUUUAACUACGGUUCCAGCGGUGGAAUCGGCGCCAUGGACAACGACCCGAGUGCCCUGGCAGCGGCGGCAGCAGCAGCCGCGGCCGCUGCCGGCACCACCCACUGGAUGGUGGACAAGAACCUGUCCAUGGGCGGCAGCGCCGGCGGUCCCCAGCAGUGGAUGGGACCCCCGCCGAGGCACUUUAUGGACGAUCUGCACCUGCAGGAUCACUUCCAGUCGUUGGCCAUGGAGUACCCGCACAACACCGGCGGAGGCAGUGGUUUAGGUGGAAAUGGGAACGGUCCGAACCAGCAGCAGCAGCAAGCUAAUAUGAACUUUAUGCAGUCGCUGCAGUACCAGUUUAUGCCGGGUGGACCGGCGGACAUGGUCGGGAACGAUGGGCCAUCGCUGCAGCAGCAACAGCAGCAGCAGCAGCCGUGGGAGCACGAGAAGCAUGGCUGGCCAGCCAAGUGGAGUGGACACUAGAAGCAACAGCAGCAAGGGAGGAAAGGCGAAUGGGUUUGAGAAAACGCUCGAAAGAAUAGGAGAAAAAACUCACGAAAAAAAAAACAAACAAGCUUGAAAAGGAAGCUAAUUUUCUUUGCGUUAGAUUUACACAAGCACCCCUGUAGGUAGUGUUUUAGAGUUAUCAUUUUUUUUGUUGGUUGUUUUUUUUUUCUUUCUCUCUCUGUGAAGAGUAAAUAUGGAUGAAGAAAAAUGAAAGAAAGAGAAAUGAAAAUAGUUGUUUGCAGCGACUUUUUAUUAAUUUGUACUCGAUCGUUCCUCCUAUUUCGAUACGGUUUAGAGGGGGGAUCUGUCCAAUUUUGCGUUUUGCUUCACACCAAAUGUUUCGUGAUUUGUGCUGGAAUCAUUUAGUUUGUACGGUAGAAGGAAGGUAGCGCUUUAGCAAUUAGCAAAGAAAAUGAAUCUUCGGUUCGUUUCGUUUCAUAUUAACACACUACUUUUGUGGGAAUCGAGGCGGUCUCCUGCGUUGGAAACUGAAAGCAAUAAAAAAGAAAGUGUGGCAGGGAAAAUUAAGAUGAUUUGUGUUUUCUUUAUUUUUGUUUCCUUUGUUGACAUGAUGCAACCGGAAAUAAUAGAAAGUAAACGAAUGAAAAAAAAAAAAAAAUCUGCCACAUACUAUUUGAAAAAAAAAUGACGAAUUACACUUUUCUCGAGUUUAUCAUACUAAAAAAUCAAACGAAACCUACUCUAAUGGAAGCAAAACUAAACAUAUUUGAACCCAAAAAAACACUCUCACAUACACGCAAAACAAGAAAUGAUGUUGAAAAAAGCUACUUAUAUCUACUCGAAAAACACACACAACUAUUAAAAAGAAGAAAAAAUCGAACUAAAAAAAAAACAACAGACAGAAUCGCUAACCUAACAAAAGUGAACGUAUUUAAUCGAGAAAAACACACAUACACACAGUCUACUAAACUAUUAUUUUGAAAAUUUCGAGACUUUUUUGAUUUUCCCCAAAGAGAAAAAAAAUGCUCGCGCAGAUCGAAAGAACCCGCUUGGCGAAAUGUUGAACCCUUGUUUUUUAGUUCACAUUUGAAAGAGCUAGAACAAAAAAAAACUGCUUAAAAAAUAUCGCCUAACCAUCGCUGAGUGUGUGAAAUUGUAAUUUUUAGAAAUUUCUCAUUAUUUCUCAAAUUUUAAAAAAAAAAGUGAGCGGCGACGACUCUGAAAAUCUGUGGAUACACAUACACACAAGUACUACACUAUAAUGCUAAACUACUAUUAAAAAGAAAUGAUGAAAAAUCCUGCUAAAAAAGAAGAAGUGAAACGGUGAAAACAUAACAGAACUUAACUAAAUCACGCAAGCAUGUUGGUAGAGGAACUAAAAAUGGCUUAGUAAAAACAAGUAAAGCAAAUAUAUUAAACUGCGCGCGCGUUAAAGAGACGAGCAAACAAGCUGAAAACAAAACAUAGUUGCAAAGUAAACGAGCAAAGCUGAUAACACAUAAACACGACAGUGAAGAAGUUAAAAAAACCCUUAGAUUUUACUCUUAUAAUUCUUAAUUUUUCCUUUCGUGCGUAUUUAGUGAGGUAGCUGCUGCUGGGCUUGACGACAUAGUCGACGAUGAAGACGUUUGUUUUCUUCUUCCGGAAAGGGGUUUCUUCUUUUUCCGUUUUGAACCGGGGUUUGGUUUGUUAAAGGACACACACACACAUACACAAUUAUUCUUACACACACACCUUGAAAAACACAUGACAACGCGUAAAAGCAAGUUUCGGUAAAAGUGGAAGGAAUAGAAAGCGAACGCGCGCCACCUCUGUCGAUUUGGGGCGAAUCAAUUGGGCCUGAGUUGUUUCGGAUCGACGUGGGUUUUAAAA